GUAUCGAAGCUUUUGAUUGGCGAGAAAAAGUAAACUUGCCUUCAGAGUGUAGAGCGAUGGAAGAUGCUGGGCUUGAAUUAUAUUCAACAACACAGAUAUGAAGCAGUGUGUUAAAGAUGACCCUCCAGGCUGAGACCUAAUGCUACCAACCUACUGAGGAUAUUAAAUCAAACUACGACAUUUUCUACAGUUUAGUUUGCAAAAUGACAGGAGAACAAAAUGAUGGAAGUGAUAGACAGAAAGAUAAUAGACUCCGAUCUGGUCGCUCAUCCGUUACCUCAUUUGUUCGCUUUGUGAACCGGACACACAGGUUUGUGGAUACUGUGUGGUUGAACUAUGAAGGCGCUCGUGUCAAGUACAAGACUCUACAGCCAGGUCAGUUUGUUGAUGUGAACACAUUUGUCGGCCAUCCUUGGAUCUUCAGGGAUUCUGACACUGGGGAUCAUAUGGUAGUUCAACUGCGUGAGGUUUUUGAAAUGACAACAGGAUGGACUCCGACUGAUGGGGUACCGCCAUGGAGAAAAGUCAUCAAUAUUACCAUUCCAGUUUUCACCCUUAAGGACAGGAGUCUGCAGGUGAUCAGGAGUUUUGUGAACAGAGACAGAAUAAAUGAGCUGGACCUACCUCAGACACUGAAGGAGGAAAUUAAUGUCAUGUGGGAAACAACAAGACGGAGGAGACUAACCGACAGCCCCAAUAAUUCUGUGGCAGAAUCUUCUCAAGAUGUUCACUGAGCUUGUGAAGCUUUAAAACCUGGUAACACCCACGGCCUGAGGAAGAACAUGUACAAUUUGUUCUGUUCAGGGCAUCCUCAAAAUUCCACUGGUAACCGGUUGUGUUCUCUUAUAUUCUCUGUACCCCUGGAAUAUGUCACAACAAAAUCGAAGGCAUGCAGUAAGCUAGUUGAUUGGUUUCAGGUGUAAAUAAUUAAAUUCAGCUGAUACCUUUAAAGUUAUAUAGGAGCAAUACCUGACUUCAAAGUUUCAUUUCUGCUCAAUUCUUUGAUGUACAUGGAAUGAUCAAACUAGUCUACUAGUAUCAUCCUAGAGGUAGUACAUACAGAGCCUUUAAUUUCGUCAUGACACAUUCCAGGGGUGCAAAAAUGUAAGGCAGUGUAACCCCUGGAUUUUCAAGGACAAUGUCAGAGUGACAGACCACCAAUGGAAGUAAUGCAUGCAUACUACAUGCAGAUUUAGGGCCAUGUUUUCUCGUACCAUCACAGGAAGAAAACAUACAAUCUGUGCAUUUUUAGGGCCAUAUUUUCUUGUACCAUCACAGGAAGAAAACAUACAAUUUGAGCAGUUACAGAACAGGAUGAGAGAAUUGUGGGACUAUAAAAAGAACGGAAUGUAGUUAAUAGUAUAUCAAUACGGUUCUGAUUGUACUUAACACUAAUUGAAACAGACACUUCCAUGAUAUCAGUGUACUGGUCACAGAAACAGAGACUUCUAUGAUAUCGGUGUACUGGUCACAGAAACAGAGCCUUCUAUGAUUUCAGUAUACUGGUCACAGAAACAGAAACUUCUAUGAUAUCAGUUUACUGGUCACAGAAACAGAGACUUCCAUGAUAUCAGUGUACUGGUCACUGAAACAGAGACUUCUAUGAUAUCGGUGUACUGGUCACAUAAACAGAGACUCCUAUGAUGUCAGUGUACUGGUCACAGAAACAGAGCCUUCUAUGAUUUCAGUAUACUGGUCACAGAAACAGAAACUUCUAUGAUAUCAGUUUACUGGUCACAGAAACAGAGACUACUAUGAUAUCAGUGUACUGGUCAAAGAAACAGAGACUUCUAUCAUAUCAGUGUACUGGUCACAGAACCAGAGACUUCUAUGAUAUCAGUGAACUGGUCACAGAAACAGAGACUUCUAUCAUAUCAGUGUACUGGUCACAGAAUCAGAGACUUCUAUGAUAUCAGUGAACUGGUCACAGAAACAGAGACUUCCAUGAUAUCAGUGUACUGGUCACUGAAACAGAGACUUCUAUGAUAUCGGUGUACUGGUCACAUAAACAGAGACUUCUAUGAUAUCAGUGUGCUGGUCACAGAAACAGAGACUUCCAUGAUAUCAGUGUACUGGUCACAGAACCAGAGACUUCUAUGAUAUCAGUGAACUGGUCACAGAAACAGAGACUUCCAUGAUAUCAGUGUACUGGUCACAGAAAUAGAGACUUCUAUGAUAUCAGUGUGCUGGUCACAGAAACAGAGACUUCCAUGAUAUCAGUGUACUGCUCACAGAAACAGAGACUUCUAUAAUAUCAGUGUACUGGUCACAGAAAAAGAGACUUCUAUGAUAUCAGUGUGCUGGUCACAGAAACAGAGACUUCUAUAAUAUCAGUGUACUGGUCACAGAAGCAGAGACUUCUAUGAUAUCAGUGAACUGGUCACAGAAACAGAGACUUCCAUGAUAUCAGUGUACUGGUCACUGAAACAGAGACUUCUAUGAUAUCGGUGUACUGGUCACAGAAACAGAGCCUUCUAUGAUUUCAGUAUACUGGUCACAGAAACAGAAACUUCUAUGAAAUCAGUGUACUGGUCACAGAAACAGACUCCUAUGAUAUCAGUGUACUGGUCAAAGAAACAGAGACUUCUAUGAUAUCAGUGUACUGGUCACAGAAACCAGACUUCUAUGAUAUCAGUGUACUAGUCACAAAAACAGACUUCUAUAUCACUGUUCUAGUCAGUAAAGAUAGCUUCAAAUUUGUACAGGGAUUUUUGUGUGAGAGGUAUUUGUGAAUGAGGAGUUUGAAUGUUUUGAACUUAAAUAUUAAUAUUUAGUUACAGAAGGCUGUAGAAUUCGGCAGAUUAUGCUAGUAAUUAAGUAGUCCAAGUACUGAGGUCAAACAUUAGGGGUAGCUCUUAGUCAGUCCUGAGACAAAGUGUCAGACUGAGUGUGACACAUAAGGAACAGCUCUAAGUUAGUUCUGAGACUGAGUGUGACACAUAAGGAACAGCUCUAAGUCAGUUCUGAGACUUCAGUGUGACACAUAAGGAACAGCUCUAAGUUAGAUCUGAGACUGAGAGUGACACAUAAGGAACAGCUCUAAGUUAGUUCUUAGACUGAGUGUGACACAUAAGGAACAGCUCUAAGUCAGUUCUGAGACUUGAGUGUGACACAUAAGGAACAGCUCUAAGUUAGGUCUGAGCCUGAGUGUGACACAUAAGGAACAGCUCUAAGUUAGAUCUGUGAGUGAGUGUGACACAUAAGGAACAGCUCUAAGUUAGAUCUGUGAGUGAGUGUGACACAUAAGGAACAGCUCUAAGUUAGAUCUGUGACUGAGUGUGACACAUAAGGAACAGCUCUAAGUCAGUUCUGAGACUUGAGUGUGACACAUAAGGAACAGCUCUAAGUUAGUUCUGUGACUGAGUGUGACACAUAAGGAACAGCUCUAAGUUAGGUCUGAGCCUGAGUGUGACACAUAAGGAACAGCUCUAAGUUAGGUCUGAGCCUGAGUGUG
Mizuhopecten yessoensis (Yesso scallop) is the source of this 3454-nucleotide messenger RNA. Its product is annotated as von Hippel-Lindau disease tumor suppressor-like. Lineage: Eukaryota; Metazoa; Mollusca; Bivalvia; Pectinida; Pectinidae. The record is from RefSeq and is a predicted model, not a curated record. Bases 204 to 734 code for a protein of 176 amino acids. The transcript is spliced from 3 exons.